AUCUAUAUAUUCAGAGAAGCGCAGUCAGCGGCAUUUAAAGGAACCAGCGCGUUUACUUCAGCUGAACACACCGGUGAACCUCUGACAGAAACUUGCUGAAAUGGCGAAGAAAGAGCAAACCGCUGUAAUCGAGUGCGCGCAGCAGUUGCGCAACAUCGGAGAUCUGUUGAAUUGGAAAUACAAGUUACUGGAGCUCAUAGUAACACUCCAGAAAAUACAAAUGGAGGGGAAGCGAUGAGAAAAGACGUCUUUGAGAAGGGAUCUGUACCUGCUGUGCUACAUUGAUCCAAUAUGCUCUCCGACAACUAAAGAGGAUCCGUUUCUGGAGGCGCGCGGCGAGGAGUGUCCGCUGCCAGCAACAACAACAACAAAAAGUCGAACUAGGAGUUUCUCCAAAGGUGAAAUACUCGGAUAGGAUGGCUGCUGUUGACAUAAAAACACCCAGACCCAUUUCUGGGCUGUUUUUGAGCCAUGUUUAUCUGCUUCUUUAAGGAAUUGUGAACUUUGUCAACAGGAAGAUGCAAGUGUUUACAACUCGCUGCACUUCCCAAAUAACUCAGGAACUCUAUGAACUCUAAAGGGGAGAUGGUGCGAAAUGGAUGCCCUGGUUUACAGCAGCAGUUGCUCUUAACAUAAUAAGGGAAUAUAUCUGAUAUCCAAGGACUGGGAACCGACAUCAUUCGAUCAGUUGGAAAAGUAUCAGUCUCAAAACUGGAGCUUAAAUGAAAGUGAAAGUUCUAAAUGAAAUUCAGCCAUUUUAAAGCAUAACGUGGCCAAAUACAUUUUUGUUCCAUUUUUUUUUUUGUUCUGAGUACCCAUUUUCAUUUUUGAUAGGCCUACUUUUCAGUUGAAUCACAUGAAUAUUGAUUUUUUUUUUUCAAUAAAAUGCAUUGAUAAAUGUUUGUUUACGUCGCUUAAUGUAAAGGUAUUGGGGUUAGUCAAUGUUGCUUUUGAAACGUAAAGCAUAUAUAUAAUUUGCGUAUUCAGUUUUUAUUAUGAUAUAUGCUGUUUGUGAAAUGCAAAUGGUUAAUUGAUUUAUCACCUGUAAUGGUAUCAUGUGACCACAAUGAAAAUAUUUAUGCUGUGUAAGGUUUACUUUGGCUACUUUGAAACUUUCUAAUGUAUUUAUGAUGUUUUCUGGAUGUAAUAAACAUAAACAAGACAAAUCAA
Danio aesculapii is the source of this 1170-nucleotide messenger RNA. It is a transcript of the gene pmaip1, whose product is annotated as phorbol-12-myristate-13-acetate-induced protein 1. The transcript is spliced from 2 exons. Bases 101 to 238 code for a protein of 45 amino acids. Lineage: Eukaryota; Metazoa; Chordata; Actinopteri; Cypriniformes; Danionidae. The record is from RefSeq and is a predicted model, not a curated record. Gene Ontology annotation, biological process: release of cytochrome c from mitochondria; DNA damage response; apoptotic process.